Molecule: messenger RNA, 1661 nt
Organism: Stylophora pistillata
Lineage: Eukaryota; Metazoa; Cnidaria; Anthozoa; Scleractinia; Pocilloporidae
Product: ubiquitin carboxyl-terminal hydrolase 14
Biological process (GO): proteasome-mediated ubiquitin-dependent protein catabolic process; regulation of proteasomal protein catabolic process; protein deubiquitination
Molecular function (GO): proteasome binding; protein binding; cysteine-type deubiquitinase activity
Source: RefSeq, a predicted model, not a curated record
AUGAUAACUAAAUUUUGUUUUUUUAAUGUAAUUUCCUUUCUCCAUUCUUUCGAAAUAGUGUCUGUUUUUUUUGGUCGAGAGAAGUUUGAGAACAUCGAGGUGGACAGCGAUGAGUCUCCGGAACUCUUCAAAGCUCAACUUUUUGCAUUAUCAGGAGUGGCGCCCGAAAGACAAAAAAUCAUGUUCAAGGGAUCUGUUCUUAAGGAUAAAGACUGGGGAAACUUCAAACUAAAAAGUGGAAUUACUUUGCUUAUGAUGGGAUCUGUUGGAGAACUGCCACAAGCUCCUGCGGAAAAGACUGUUUUUGUGGAAGACAUGACAGAGGCACAGCUGGCAUCAGCCUAUGAAAUGCCUACUGGACUACAAAACCUUGGUAACACAUGUUACAUGAAUGCCACUGUGCAGUGCCUCCGUAAUGUUCCUGAGCUGAAGGAUGCGCUUGCAAAAUACAAUAGCUUUUUUUUUCCAACCGAUUCCGCACAUUCCAUUACAGUGGCACUCAGAGAUCUUUACAAGAUCAUGGAUAAAACACCAGAUUCUCUGCCGCCAAUUAUAUUUCUACAGAUACUGCACAGUGUGUUUUUUUUUUUUGCAGAGAAAACAGAACAAGGAAUAUACAUGCAACAGGAUGCAAAUGAAUGCUGGACACAAAUAAUUCGCAUGCUACAGCAGAAGAUACCAGCCAUCAAACCCGAUGAAAAUUUUUUUUACUCUGGAGCUGGUGCAGCUGCAGCAAAAGGAUUUAUUGAUUUUUUUUUUGGUGAGAGAAGCGUUCAGGACAGUAUGAAGUGUAAUGAAGCACCGGAGGAGCUUUUUUUAAAGUCCAAGGAAACACUGUUUCAGUUGAGUUGUUUCAUUUCACAAGAUGUGAAAUACAUGCAUACGGGUUUAAAAAGUCGUCUUGAAGAAACUAUUGAAAAACGUUCACCAACACUUGGUCGUGAUGCAGUGUACACAAAAACCUCGAAGUUGAGUCGACUCCCUGCGUACCUGACUGUCCAGUUUGUUAGGUUUUAUUUCAAAGAGAAGGAUGCAAUUAAUGCCUUUUUUUUCAAGGAUGUGAAGUUCCCAAUGUCGCUUGACGUGUUUGAACUAUGCACUGAAGAACUUCAACAAAAGUUGUUGCCAGUCCGAAAAAAGUUCAAAGAACUCGAGGACAAGAAAGUUGAAGAAGCUGCGAAUCGUAAAAAGGAUUUUUUUCAACCGAUGGAUGUGGACAAGAAAACAAAACUGGAGCCAUUUUCAUUCCCUGAUGAUUUCACUCAAAGCAAAUUUCUUUUCCCUGAUUUUUUUGGUUCAAACAACAGCGGUUAUUACGAACUAACAGCAGUGCUGACUCACCAAGGGAGAUCUUCUUCAUCUGGACACUAUCUGGCUUGGGUUUUUUUUAAAGGAGAUGACUGGGUGAAGUGUGUUUUUUUUAACAUGUCAAACGUCACAACUGAAGACAUUAUCAAACUGUUUUUUUUUGGUAAUUGGCACUGUGCCUACGUUUUGCUUUACCGACCACGUCAACUUGAAGUUGAAGAUGACAACUGAAGAUUGCCAACACAGAACAAUGGAAUGACGUCUGUAACUACAACAAUUUAUGUUCCAUCUUGCGACAAAGCAAAUGUUGGACUGGAAUGUGAAAAGCUUAAAGCGUUUUGAAUCAAAGUUCA